GAUAGCGACAGGAAACGCAAUCCAGACUCCAAUGUACCGCAGCUCGACCUACAGGAUGCCCUUACCCCAGACCCCGGCACAGAAGAUAUGUUCAUCGUACAUGGCAACCCGUUUGCCUUCUCGCCCGGUCAGCUCAACAAGUUGUUCAAUCCAAAAAAUCACAGCGCCUUCUAUGCCCUAGGUGGCCUUCACGGCUUGGAGAUAGGCUUAAGAACCGACAGAAACAGCGGCCUCAGCUUGGACGAAACUGGGCUGGAUGGGGCCAUCACGUUCGAAGAAGCAGCCACCAACGACGUCCCAAAAUAUGGUAUACUAGGGGACAAGGCUCCUGAGGCGGUGCAUGACGGGGGUUGGACGCCAGCGGCUCCGUACACUCCAACGGGCAGAGGCGGUUUGGGGAAAACGGAUGGCAGCUUCGCCGAUCGCAAACGUAUUUUCCGAACCAAUUGUCUGCCAAAGGUGAAAAGAAAGUCGAUUAUGAAGUUGGCGCGUGAUGUAUACUGUAGCGAGUGGCUUUUGAUCAUUCUUACUGUUGUGGCCGUCGCCUCAUCCGCAUGGGACAUGCAUCAGAGCGUCCUUGCAUCCUCACAUGGGAGGAUCGAGCCCAACACAGAAUGGUCUCAUGGGAUUGCCAUACUGGUUGGCGUUAUCCUCGCCGUUAGUGUAGAGACACUCUACCGAUGGAAUACACAACGGCAGAUUGAUCGGCUUGACACAAAGCGCAGCUACCGGAUCGCCAAUGUCGUUAGAUCAGGCCGGACUACUGAGAUUAUGGGGUUUGAAAUCCUCGUUGGCGACGUUGUUUUAUUAUCUGCAGGGGAUAUUGUCCCCGCGGACGGGAUCCUGAUCGACGGACACAGUCUCAGGUGUGACGAAUCUUGCUGCACUGGCGAAAGCGAUGUGAUACCAAAGGUUCCUGGAGACCAAGCUUUUACCGUCUUGGAUGAUACUAUGAACGGCCCAACGUCGGAUCAUCAGAUUCUCACUGCGAUGGAUCCGUUCAUAUAUUCCGGGAGUACGGUCUUGGAAGGAAGCGGCUCAUUUAUUGUCACAGCCGUCGGUAUCAACUCCAGCCACGGCCGCACGCUGAUGGCGCUCAGAGAGGAGCAAGAUAUUAGCUCGUAUAUGCGAAUGCUGCAUGACUUGAGCACCUACACUAUACGAAGGCUCGGCAUCGGCAUCGCUAUUCUCCUCUUCACCGUCUGUACGAUCAAAUUCCUCGCAACCCUACCAUCGAGUACUUUAACACCAGAGGAAAAAGGCCGCAACUACCUAAACAUGUUUGUCUUGGCUAUUGCAUUAAGUGUGGUCUCCGCUACACCGUUCCUUUCCAAUGUCGGCUCUCUGACAACGACCGCCCUGAUGGCAAGAAUGACUCGAGACAACAACCUGGCUCGAAAUAGCAAAGCCUGCGAAUCCGCGGCCGACAUAACGACUAUUUGCACUAGUAAGACAGGUAUCUUGACUCAGGGCAAGAUGAAAGUUGUGGCGGCUACUGUUGGAAACUUCAGGGGAUUUGGUAAUGCGGACUUGGACUUUCCAACUGGGACCGUCGACCUACCAAGCGAUGUCAAUGAGCAAACCACCCUCACGGCCGACAUUUCUCCAACCUGCUUCGCCCAAAGUCUGAACUCAGAGGGAAGGCAGUUGCUGAUCAAGUCUAUAGCUGUUAACUCGACCGCUUUAGAGGGUGAGGUGUACGGCGAACUCACAUUUAUCGGUUCCAAAAUCGAAACUGCUCUGAUGGCUUUUGGUCGUGAUUAUUUGGGCCUCGGGCCCAUCGAGGAAGAGAGGUACAAUGCGUCCAUCACACAGCAACUCCCAUUUGCAGCCUGUAACGGAUUCAUGGCUACGAUAGUGAGGUUGCCGUUCGGGGGGGUUCGGGUGUACGUGAAAGGCGCUCCUGAGAUCUUGCUCAGACGAUGUGCCAAAGUUGUAACUAUUACGGACCCGACCGACAAAACUCUGUCUACUGUCGACCUCACAGACACUGACCGUGAGCUAUACCGACUCAGAGCUGCUUCAUACGGUUCACGAAGCCACCAUCCUAUUUGCCUAUGCUAUCGAGACUUCAGCUACUGGCCUUCUCUCGACAGUUUCGACAUGUUAUGUCGGGAUAUGAUACUGCUUGCCAUCAUUGGUAUUCAAGACCCUCUUCGAGAUGGCGUCGUUGAGGCGGUGAGGAAUUGCUAUCAUGCUGGCAUUGUGGUCCGCAUGGUUACAGGCGAUCACGUCGAAACAGCCAGAGCAGUUGCUAAGGAGGCUGGCAUACUCACGACUGGCCUCGUUCUUGAGGGUUCCACCUUUCGAGCCUUGGAUGAACAGUCACAACUUGAAGUGCUGCCACGCCUAGCAGUUCUGGCCCGCGCCACUGCGGGAGACAAGAGAAUCCUUGUGCGACUGCUCAAGAUACUAGGCGAUACAGUGGCUUUUGCUGGCGGUAGCGUUGGCGAUUGCCCUGCACUGAAGAUGGCCCAAGUCGGAUUUGUGAAAGGAAUUACCGGUACCGAUGCCGCAGUCCAGGCUGCCGACAUCAUUUUGAUGGACGACAACUUCGUGUCAGUCACGAAGUGUAUCUACUGGGGCCGUGCCGCGAAAGACAGCGUUGCGAAGUUUCUUCAGUACAAAUUGGCUGCCAUUGCAACUGCUGCAGUUCUUACCUUUGUUUCAGCUGCCGCGUUAGAUGCAAGCGACAGCCCGGUACUCAAUGCUGCACAGCUCCUAUGGGUUGGCCUCAUGACCGAUCUCGCAGUUCUCGCUCUACUUACAAGUCAGCCGACUGAAACAGUCCGGAAGCGGAAGCCCAGUCCAAGAGCUGCGCCAAUUAUCACGCUGCCUAUGAAGAAGAUGAUAGUGGGCCAAACUAUCUGCCAACUCACUAUCACGCUUGUGACAUUCUUUGGGUGGUUCAGCAUGUUCGGGCAUAAAGAAACCUCCCAAACAGCUGAUGACAAGACACGGCGCAACACCUUCGUUUUCAACACCUUUGUAUGGCUUCAGAUCUUCAAUAUUGUCAAUAGCCAACGUCUCGAUAACCGUUUCAAUGUCUUCGAAGGCACCCUACGCAACCGCCUUUUCCUUUGUGUUGGGUUGCUCCUAGCCGGAGGGCAAGUCCUUAUUAUGUUCAUCGGCGGUAAGGCAUUCAAGCUUGCCCGACUCAACAGCAAGGAGUGGGCAGUCUCGGUUGCGAUAGGUUGCAUGUCUCUACCGUGUGGUGUGAUUUUGCGUCUAGUGCCGGAUCAUCUAAUCGACCUGCUUAUCCCGGAGGUCAUGAAGCGCGGGUAUUCUCCGCGUGUUCCCCAGAUCACGAUUGAUUUGGGAGGUUUUAACGAAGACGAAAGGAGGCCAGCAUCUCGAGGCUCAGGACUGUGAAGACGGCUUCUACCACUAGAUGAUUUCUUGCACAAUAUAACCACACAGUGGCAGGUGUGCUCUGCAUCAUCUUUAACGGCAACUGCCUGGAUGUUGAUGAAAUCGAGAUUUGUGUUGAAGAUGGGAGGGAAGUACAUUACAAGUUGCUAGCGGACCAUUAGACCCGCUUCGCUUUCAUAUUGCCCGAGCCAAAAUACCAG
Messenger RNA from Ilyonectria robusta, 3572 nucleotides. RefSeq lists its product as uncharacterized. Gene Ontology annotation, cellular component: intracellular membrane-bounded organelle. NCBI's taxonomy places the organism in Eukaryota, Fungi, Ascomycota, Sordariomycetes, Hypocreales, Nectriaceae. The record is from RefSeq and is a predicted model, not a curated record. Gene Ontology annotation, biological process: intracellular calcium ion homeostasis. Gene Ontology annotation, molecular function: nucleotide binding; P-type calcium transporter activity. The coding region runs from base 88 to 3372 and encodes 1094 amino acids. The transcript has 2 exons.